Photinus pyralis (common eastern firefly) is the source of this 1662-nucleotide messenger RNA. RefSeq names its product facilitated trehalose transporter Tret1-like. The record is from RefSeq and is a predicted model, not a curated record. The transcript is spliced from 5 exons. Gene Ontology annotation, cellular component: membrane. Lineage: Eukaryota; Metazoa; Arthropoda; Insecta; Coleoptera; Lampyridae. Gene Ontology annotation, molecular function: transmembrane transporter activity. Bases 204 to 1631 code for a protein of 475 amino acids. Gene Ontology annotation, biological process: transmembrane transport.
CCAUUUAACCAAUUUCGCGUCUGGACCCAUCAAUCCUUGACUGUAGACUCGUUGAUAGUGUGACUCCGCUCGGCGCCGACGUCCACGUUAAAAACAUUACGUAGGUAGUGGAACUUUUGUGAAAGCAGAACGUAAACAACGCUUAUCAGUGUUUGUCUGAACACGUAGGUAGCUACCUGUUCCCCGGCGGCCAACCACACAAAAUGUUCAACAGGCUUUUGGCAAAACUCAACAUAGUAAACGCGCUACUUCCACAGAUCUAUGCCGGCGCAGUAGCAAGUUCGGUCCAUUUUUGGAUAGGUGUGGUGCACACUUACUCCUCCGUGCUAAUCCCUCAACUGCGAAAUGGCGCCGAUGCGUUGGAAAUUACAAAGAACGAAGAAAUGUGGAUAAUUAAUUGCGUUUGCCUGGUCGCGCUGUGCCAGUCAGUGCUCGGUGGAAUCUUGACGGAUAAGUUUGGUAGGCUGCCCAUGUUAAAAUCUAGCCUGAUUUUCCACGCGAUCGGAUGGGUUACGAUCGCUUUGGGAAGAAGUGGGUCCGUGCUGAUUUUGGGUCGGACCGUCACGGGAAUCGCCGUAGCUUGCGUCUCCUGCGCGUCACUGGUGUACGUUGCGGAGGUCUCCACGCCAACACUGCGAGCGCCUUUGCUUGCGUUGUCGAUGGUUUUCCACGAGCUGGGGUCGCUGGUGACGUACAUCAUGGGGUACUUGACUUCGUGGCGAGCGUCUGCGUGGAUAACGUGCGGGUCGGGCACUAUAGCCACGCUGUUGGUGUUCUCCUUGCCACAAAGUCCUUCGUGGCUUGUUUCGAAAAAUCGAGAGCCAGAAGCCAGGAAGUCCUUGCGCUGGUUUAAUCGGAAUGACACCGACAUUGUGGAGAAAGAGUUGGAAACUUUGAAAUCGGAAGCAAGAGGAAGAGUACACAAGAAGAUUAUUAUGCGCAAUUUAAUACUUCCAACAGUGUAUAGGCCGUUUCUAAUUUUGACACUUCUGGGGUUCGCCCAGCAAUUUGCAGGAAUGAGCAUACUUGCGAGGAAUUCAAUAAUUUUCUUUGAGGAACUUGGAACACAAUUCGAUCCAUACAUUGUAUUCUCUUGUAUGGCUCUUCUACGCAUUUUUACUGGGUUAGGGCUGGUAGUGAUCAUGGGCCAGUUUGGGAGACGACCGAUUAUGUUUAUUGCACUUCUUGGCGUCUUUUUGAGUAUGAUCAUGUCAGGGCUGUACACUGCAUGGAUUGAUGAAGGUACCACGCAUCAAACCUGGGUGCCACUGUUCAUGCUUAACAUUUACACUAUAUUUAUGGUAACAAUAGCAACAAUUUCUGCUACUCUAUUGGGCGAACUGUUCCCCGGUGAUGUACGAGGACUUAUCACGAAUAUCACCUGGGGGCUUAACAACGUGUACACUUUUCUAUCUAUUUUUGCGUAUCCAUCGUUACUGAGUGGCCUACACGGAAUAGCAAACGUACAGUUCUUCUUCGCGGGAGUGUCGGCGUUGGCGUGUCUAAUAUUGCCUUUUUUACCUGAAACUCACAUGAAGAGAUUGUCGGAAAUUGAGGCACACUUUUCUCCCGAUAGUCGAAGAAAAUCCGUAAAGAAGUUUAACAUUGAGAUUGACAUAAUUGUAAUCUAGUAUUUGCGCUUAUUAAAUUUAGUUAGACUUA